Porites lobata is the source of this 6582-nucleotide messenger RNA. The record is from the annotation of a GenBank genome assembly. NCBI's taxonomy places the organism in Eukaryota, Metazoa, Cnidaria, Anthozoa, Scleractinia, Poritidae.
AUUUUAUGCUAAAAUGGCAGAGAAGAGCGGCAUUAGUUAUUGUUGUUGGCGAUAUAAUAUUGGAAUCGAAUCAACGAUGAAUCUUUUGGCCACAGAUUUUUGCUAGAUGUUGCGAGCUGUUGCGUGUUUCGCUUAUUGAUUACCACGGAGAUAUGAGUUUUUCGCCGUAUAAAGGAUCGCGGGAUUUUAUCUCUGUUUCUAUGCCAUGGAAAGCCGACAAAGAUGAUCACAACAGCAAGAGUCGGAGACAUACGUCCAUUUACAGGGUAAAUAAACCAGCUGUUAUGAUUAUGGUACUGUUAUGAUGGCGGUCGUUUGAACAUGUAUUUUGUGUUUGUCUUUAUCUUGGUAAUUUCUUAACUAAUAGUCUUGUUGCCGACAAUCGACAACAGCAUGUAUUGAAAUAUCCCUCAUCCCAAAUACGAAAGGUUGAUUUCAAGUGCUACAAUCAUGUAAGCCUUAUUUUCCGGUGGUUAUUUAUUCAUUAAUUUGGUUCCCUUGUCACAACGUGGUAUUAUAUCAAGUUCAGUUUAGAAAAGCAGGCAAAAAUGAUGUAAACCUUAACUUUCAGUAUUUUAAGCUUACUACAUGUACCGCACCAAUGGAUAUAUUUAACAAUUAUUCCUCGAGCCCGAAUGGGCUCUGAGUCAGCCGAAUGGGCUAUUGACUCAGAGGCCAUGAGGGCGAAAAAAAAUAAUUGUUUUAGUAACAUCCAACUUGCUGGUCAAAAAUAUCGAGAAUAAAAAGAUUUUAGCUAGUUAAAGCUAGACUUUAAUCCUUUUUUGCCGCCAAAAAGCCGGCGCUGUUCACAACCAGUGGGCUAUAACAUAUAGCCUAGUAGUAGCUCAACCAAUCAGAAAGCAGCAUUGAUAAUAGACCACUAGUUGGAUUUUACUAAAACCUAGUGUACUCUUGUGAUAAUUCUUCAUGUUUAAUUUCAUUGCAGAAAUGGAGAGCCUUGUCGUCAUUUCAAAGGUCAUUGCUCAUCUUGUUUUGUGUUCUUGGUUGUGUAACAAUAGUGAUCUGGCGGAAAGGACUUAUUUCACAUGGUUACAGUUCCAAUGGUUGGGAUUCAGCUAUGGAUCAUAAAGAACACAUGCUUUCUAAUGAACAUUUACUUAAAUUUAAUAGGGUCAAUAAGCAGGAUAUCAUUGACAGUCGCUUAAAAGAACUGGAAGAGCUUAGAAAACAACAUGGUUUUGUAAAGAAAGGGCCUCCAAAAUUAAAGGAUAGAAUUCAAUCAAAACCAACUAUAGCCAAAAUAAGUCAUGAUGGAAAGAACGUUGAGAGAAAAGUAAAUGAUAAUGAUCAUAAAAGCAAAGUGGAAAAGGAAGAAAGAACAGCAGAGGAGAUUUAUGGAGAUACAGUGGUGAAUGUUGAAGAUAGACCCGGGGAAAAUGGAGGAGAUACUGCUGGUGAUGGUGAGGUCAAGCCUCAGCCUCAAGCAGAUCAGUCUGUCGCAUUGAACAUUAAUGGAGUGAAUAUUCUUCCUUUAGAAAAACAAAAUGAUCGUCAAAAGGAAGUUGUUGAAGCUUUUAGAUAUGCUUGGGAUGGUUAUAAAACAUAUGCAUGGGGUCAUGAUGAAUUGCGUCCAGUUUCAAAAUCAUAUGGUGAAUGGUUUGGUGUUGGACUCACAAUCAUUGAUUCUUUGGAUACCAUGCUUUUAAUGAACCUGCGAGAGGAGUUUCAGCAGGCACGUGAUUGGGUUGCUAACAGUCUAACAUUUGAAAAAAAUGUUGAUGUUAAUCUGUUUGAGACAACUAUUCGUGUACUGGGAGGGCUUUUGAGUGCAUACCACUUGUCAAAAGAUGAUUUGUUUCUGAAAAAAGCGGUAAGUUUUAAUGAAGGUAGAACUUCACUACGAUAUUAUUACUUGAUUUGUGCUAAUUCUUAUAUUAGAGUACAUGUGCAUAGCAACCAAGGUUCAUCUUCCUUUAAUUGCUCGCAAACAAACGGUAAUGCAAGAUUACAAAAACAGUGGUCUUAUGUCCAUGUGAGUGCAUAAAUUCUUCAAAUGAAUAAUCUCUUCUUCAAAUUUUGUGGUGAUUGCUCGGCUGGUCAUUCUGGCGAGGAAGGAUCCAGGGACAACAAGUCCGUUUUCCAGUCUCCUUGAUCCCGUCAUUUUGACUUGCACUUUGUUCUCAUUGUGGGCUUUUUUAAGAAAGGUGAAUAUAAGGAAGGAAAGUUCCAUCGGCACAUUCGGUUGUUUCUCACAAAAGAAAUAAGUGCCCUGUCCUGAAUAAGAACCCUCCCUUGAGGCACCCAAAAGUAAAUAAGCUCCCCAGAUGCUAAAUCAAAUAAUUACCGUAAGUCUGUUUUUUUUUUUACUUGUCAUGCCCUUAAUACAUGGUUCAAGUUAUUGAGGGUAAAAUUAUAUAGAAAAGAAAUGAUCUGAAGAGAAACAAAAAUUAGUAUUACUUUGAGUGAGCAUGAGGUUUGAGUCAGUAGCGAGGGUUGGAGUUUUGGGAGUGGACUGUAUACAUAUAUGUAUAUCCUUUUUAAAAGAUUUUUCUCUUAUUCUGGGUUUUAGAAUAUUCCGUAUAUUCUGUGAUUUGUUUUAGAAUAUUGUGUAAAUUCCAUGUUUUAGUAUAUUCCAUAUAUUUCGCCUUUUAGAGUAUUACGUGUAUUCUGCCAUUCCGUUCUGUCAUUCUGUUCGGUCAAUCCGCCAUUCCACCGAAUAGGGUCACCCGCUAUACCUAUAUUUGUGAUUUGUUUAAAGGAACAUUAAGAUUGAAAUCAUGAAUACAGUAAAAACUAGCAAGUAAGAACCUGCAUUUUCCCAAGUUAGCCUGUUGAACAGGUUCUUGCAUAAAUGUUAAUUAGCACAAAUUUAGGCUGUUUAGGUUCUUACAUAGGUUUUUAUUUUCUGAAGAAGAACAUAACAUAAAUGUAUUGUAAAGCCUUGCCCAAUUUAUUACACUCAGCUGUAACAGUUACAGGUAGUUUGACUCUUAAAUGUCAAUAAUAGCAUUAAACAACUCUUUUCAAAUCUUAUUUGUCCAAUUGUACAAAAUGUUUUCAUAGAUUUUAAAAGUAAAAACCUGUUUCAAAUUUUAGGCUCAACAGGUUCUUGUAUAGAGGGGGCAUAACUAGCCAACGUUAGCUAACACAUAUUCUUACUUGUAGCCUUUUACUGUACUUACUGUAUAAUGAUUACAGAGCUCUCAAAUCUGAUGGUUUUCAGGAAGGUCUCCGGUUAGUCUCAUUGAUAAAUAAAAUUUCAUGGAAAAGAGAUUUCUGGGCCAAAACUUAAAUUCUUGUAGAUCAAUAUUAUUUAACAUUUGGUUCAAAUUUUAUUUUUUGUUUUUUUAAACUGGUUAAGAAAUUUAUCCACUACAAUAUCGUUUGAACUUAAUUGCAUUACAUAAUUUUUCAUUUUGGACAAUGUUAUGGAUGAUUGUCUUGUGCCAAUUCAGAAAACCAAUAUAUUAGCAAAUUUAUAUUUGCUUGCAAGUGUAGUACAAUAAUAUUUGCACGGAGCAGUGAUGUGCACACUCCGCUUAUUAUCAUCGUUAUUACAUAUUAAUUAUGGUGUCCAGCAAAAAAUCUGUCACAAUUAUCAGCCCUGAAUAAAACUGUUUGCUUCUCAGAUUGAUUUGGGUGAACGUCUUUUGCCAGCCUUUGAUUCAAGAUCUAACAUUCCAUAUUCAGAUGUUAAUCUGCUGACUCAUGGUGCACAUGCACCGCGUUGGGGACCUGAUAGCUCAGUUUCAGAGGUCUCUACAAUCCAACUGGAGUUCAGGGAUCUUACUUAUACAACUGGUGACUCAAAGUACAAGGUACUGGAAAUUCUUAUGAGAUUUGUGUAUUUCUGGCAACUUCCAUGUGUUUGAUUGUUUUUUUGACUUGCUUAUUUGAUGCUUUCAACAGGAAGCUGUAGAUACAGUCACGAGCCACCUCCACAGCCUUCCCAAAAGAGCUGGUUUAGUACCAAUUUUUGUUAAUGCAGACACUGGACAGUUUCGCUCUGGUUCAACUAUCACCCUUGGUGCUCGAGGUGAUAGUUACUAUGAGUAUCUGUUAAAACAGUGGUUACAGAGUGGAAAACGAGUGGAUUGGUAAGUCUGCAGACACUGGUCAUUGUUAUAGUGCACAAAGGAGCAAAGUAAAGGCAAAGAAACUUUUGACGAGGCCAAGGGUGACAAACACAUUGGGCAGCCCGAGUUACAUGCGUUGCUACACUGAGGGGGGCCUUUGGUGUAAUGUCCUGUCCCAACCAUAAUAUUGGCUUCAGCACAGGGGCUGAAGGGUUUGCAGCAGGUACCAGUUCAAUCCCAACCCCCCCCCCCCCCCCCCCACCUCUUGGUUAUGAUAAUAAGGGCUUGAAGGUACACUGUAUCUAAGUGAGUUCUUUUUUUGAACACCAUUCCAAAGUCGUGAUUCUGUUUAUGGAAUAGUAAUAUACAAAGUAAUGCAGAGUUCCAUGGGACUGGCUUACUGUUUAAAUUCUGAAGUAAUGGGAAUAUAUUCAAAGAAAAUGGAUAUACGUUUAAUGAUUUCUCCUGCCUUGUGGUUAGUUUUCAAAGCAGCAAAAUACCAACAAUACAUGUGGCAAGUGAACAGUAGAGGCACUCUGCUUUAAAAGGUUUACAGCACUGUACUAAAGCAGAGAAAGAACUCUUUAGUGUAAUAUAUUUCCUUACACAAGGAAAUGAGAAAGCAACUCUCUGUCAAAUCUUCUAGAAUUUCUUUUACAGAAAAAAAACUCACCAUUCUUGGAUCUGCAGGAAUUUUGAUUGUUGACACCAAAUUCAAAACAUCAAUUCUGAACUUUGUAUCCGACAGUAUUCAAGGUUGUUUUGAUAAAGGAUUUUCUGGAAAAAGCCAGAGCAUGUUCUUAUUCCAGGAUAAGGUCCAUCACAUGCACCUUAAAUAAUCAUAUUGGUUCUUUUAAAAAGGCUAAAUUACUAAGAUUUGCUGCAUUUUAUUAUCUUCCACUGUAAUCUUGUCACAGUUCACAAGAUGAAAUUGUUUUUUGUAGGCUUAGAGAUGAUUUUGUAGAGGCUAUGGAUGGUGUUAUGUCACUUCUAAAGAGAGAAUCCCAUCCAAACAAGCUUGUGUAUAUUGGUGAACUUCUUCAUGGCCAGACCUUUAGUCCUAAAAUGGUAAAAUGAAUAAAUAAAUAAUAAGAUAAAAGAGAAGGUUGAGUAUACAACUAUUUUUUCAUGCUUGGUUUGUAUGUUUUCAUUUUCUUUAGAUUAUUCUUACAAACUUUUAAUUUUUAACUUUUAAAUUUUCAUUUUAAAACUAGACACUCAACUUGGAACUGAUUUUUUAAGCAUUGGUUUGUUACAGUGUUAGAGUGCCAUAACAAACAAAUUAUUAUCAUUUUAGUUUACAUCAUGUUUAUUAUUUGAAAUUUUGUUAAGUUAGAACAUCCUUUUGCUUCUGUACAGUACUUGUAAGCUGAUUGUAAAAGUAACAUUAAAGUUAAGUUUACAGUAGGUAAAAGUUAAUUUAUUAUUUAUUUUUUAUUAAACUGAAUUAGCUAUGUUCUUUGUACAUUAAGGACCAUUUGGUGUGUUUUUUGCCUGGAACUUUGAUGUUAGCAGUUCACAAUGGUCUGGAUGCGAAAUAUGAGCAGUUUGCAAAAGAUUUAUUGGAGACUUGCGUUCAAAUGUACCAGAAAAUGCCUACAGGACUCAGUGCUGAAUUAGUUUACUUUAAUGAAGGCCCAUCCUCACAUGAUGAUAUCACAGUUAGGGUAAGUGUUGUGAUUCAGUGUGUUGCUAAGUAACAUGAUGACAUCACAGUCAAGGUUAGUGUUGUGAUACAGUGUGUUGCUAAGUAACAUGAUGACAUCACAGUCAGGGUAAGUGUUGUGAUACAGUGUGUCGCUAAGUAACAUGAUGACAUCACAGUCAGGGUAAGUGUUGUGAUUCAGUGCACGAUGCUGCCAAGUAACGUGGAGUGACUAACGGUGCAACUAUGGGGAACAGUAAAUAAGUUCUUAUAUAGCUCACAAACCUAUCGUUUCACUGUAUGACAACACAUCUUUGAACAACAAUCAAAGUAAUACGCAUUGAUCUCUCUUUCUGCAUGAGGUUUAGCAUGUUGUGGCUCAGCUCAGGUUCGUGAAACUAAACAUUAUCAAAUGAAAUGGUGACACCCUGUAUUUAAGAGACAUGUUAUUGAUAAUGACUGAUCUCUGAUGUGUUUGAAUAUUUUUUCAGCCGCUGGAUGCUCACUGCUUGUUGAGGCCUGAGACUGUUGAGUCUUUAUUUAUUGUUUAUCGUUUGACUGGAGACAAGAAAUACCAGGAUUAUGGCUGGAAUAUAUUUCAAGCAAUAGAAAAACACGCCAAGGUGCCUACUGGAGGUUACUCAUCUUUAAACAAUGUCAAAGACACAAGGUUGGGCUUUAGAGACAAAAUGGAAAGUUUCUUUCUCGGCGAGACACUCAAAUAUUUAUUCUUACUAUUUAGUGAGGUGGAUAUGGUUCCCCUUGAUAAGUUUGUAUUUAAUACGGAGGCUCAUAUUUUACCAAUUAGAAAAUUUUAGUAAAGCUUUGGGAUAAUACGCAUGUAACAUUCUGUGAUAUAAUACCAAGUGCUUUAUUUACAGUAUAGAAUUGUGAGAAGUA